Fonticula alba is the source of this 2129-nucleotide messenger RNA. RefSeq lists its product as hypothetical. NCBI's taxonomy places the organism in Eukaryota, Rotosphaerida, Fonticulaceae. The coding region runs from base 160 to 1947 and encodes 595 amino acids. The record is from RefSeq and is a predicted model, not a curated record. The transcript is spliced from 4 exons. Gene Ontology annotation, molecular function: nucleic acid binding; exonuclease activity. Gene Ontology annotation, cellular component: nucleus.
UCGGGCCAUUCCCGCGGUUCAUGCUCUCUCCUGCCUGCCUGCCUGCCUCCUCACCCUUGCCCUGCCAUUGUCGAUUCUUAGCCCCAGCCUCCUCUUCACGACCCAAUACCUGUCCUUCGCCUCUUCCACACCAGAGCCUUCCGUGCUCUUGCGUUGAGAAUGAACGCCAUGUUUACCUCCCCGGAGGGCUCUUCCCCGGCCGUCAUGCCCCUCCCGGCCAAUCCCCUCUCCGAAUACAUCACCGAGGCCAAGGUGGCCGUCGUAAACUCCCUGCACCAGUCUUUGCUGACAUCCUUCGAUGAUCCAGCCCGCCUGGCCGCCUGGAAGGAGCGUAGUGUCACCUUGAUCGACAUCCUCCAGGCGUCCGGGCCGAAUGCCCUGUCGCCCGAAGUGGAUUGGGCAGUCUUCGGAUCGAUCGCCGAUGCCGAGCCCCACUACGCCGCUCGGCGAAUUGCCCAAUUGGUGGAGCUUUGCAACUACCACAUCGUUUUCGGGGGGUUCCGCUCGCAGGGGACCGUUCCUGCGCGCCAGGCUAUGGACCUCCUCCGGCUCUACUAUACCCUCUGCGCUGGGGCUCUUUUCGACGCGGCAGCCCCACUCGACACCGCAAAGGCCAACCAUCCACAGGCGCUCACCUUUCCCACCUCCUACUUGAGCCCGCCCGAGAUGGCCGGCAGCAGCUUCGGCGCCGCAUACACCACCAUCAUGCACAAUGGGCCUCUCUUCCCGGGGCACAUCCGGUCGAUCAAUCAUGCCGCUCUACUUGGCCGUGCUCACUCGGACCUGAUCCUGGCGUCCAAUGCCUUCCCCAUGGACUGCGACUACCUCAACACCAUUCUCACCAAGGGCGAGAAUCUCAUCACUCGCCUGUUGGCCGCCAAACGCGCCUGUGACCGGUGCCAAAUGCCCUUCUCGCCCGAUGACCCAGACAAUCAGCCCUCAUCGAACGCAUGCCGGCAUCACCCCCGCCGGCCGAUGCGCAUGAACUUCGACAUGGUCCGGCCAUGCUGUGGGAAGUCCUCCACCUCGCCUCCAUGUGCCACCGGUCCCCAUGUCUUCCGGGCCCGCAGCCUAUCCGAGGUGGCCCUCAUGCCGCCGAUCCCCUUUGUGUGGCUCGGCCGACCGGGCCAGCGGCAAGUCCAUAUCAAGGCCCAUGCCAUUACCCCCUCGGCUGGUGUCUCCGCCGAAUCCCCCUCUCUCCUUUGGGCCGAUGUGACUGGAGCUCCCUUUUCUCCGGUCGGCGAGAUCCCGCUACAGCCGGGCGAGGUCCCGCCGGAGCGGUUUAUCCGCUUCCCAGUGUGCUACCCCCUGCUGGCCAUCGACUGUGAGAUGGUCAGCACCGAGUACGGGGUCCAGGCGGUCCGCGUGACGGCCGUCUGCACUUCGGAUGAGGUGGUGUAUGAUGUGCUCGUCCGGCCGAUGGGCCGUGUUUAUGACUAUCAGACAUCCCUGUCUGGCGUCAUGGAAACCGACUUUUCGGAGGGAUUCUUCUCUCCUCGUCUGGGGUUGCCGAUUCGCAGUUCACUGGCCGUGGUCCAGGCGGAUCUGGCCCGGUUGAUCACCCCCGGCUAUACGGUCCUCAUUGGACACUCGCUGGACAGUGACUUGACCAGCCUUCGGAUUGGCUAUGACCUGGUGGUUGACACGUCCAUCAUGACGCAGAACCCCGUUCGCCGGGGGGGGACCCCCUCUAGGCAGUUCUCCCUCCAUCCGAACAUCCCCUUCAAUCAGCGCCACUACAAGCAGGGCCUGCGCGUCAUCACCAGCUCCCUGCUCAAUCGUCAGAUCCAGCAGUCCGGUGCGGAUGGACACGACUCGGCCGAGGAUGCCAAGGCCGCGCGCGACAUUGCCCUGCUCAACCUCCCGCCGGCUGGCACCGCUGCUGGCCGCGGGUCCUUCGCCACCCUUUUGUCCACCGUGCGCACCCAUGCAGCUGGCUUGAAGUGAUUUGGCCGGUCGCGCAUCGGCGUGCGAGAUAGACGUAUGCGCCUCUGGUGCACAUGAGGUACAGCCACGCCCGCUCAUUCAUCCCCGUCAGGAGGACAGCCGGGCCAAUACACAUGGCAGCCCGAAGAAUAAGCAAAAGCAGCCAGUACAUGUGAGGGGGGGAGGGGAGCCGGGCCAAACGC